CAUUAGACAAAAAUUCUCCGAGUAAACCCUAGUUCAGCUCCAAAGUUUUAGCCAUGGCGCCUCCUACUACCACGCGCCGCCACUCUCGAACCCCCGACCGACAGCUCCAAAAGCACUUGGAAGGCCUUUACCUCUCCGUAACCCCAAGCGUAGUAGCGAUCGACAGCCACUUCCUCGGAUCCAAAAAUUGGGAUCUCCAGAAUCCCGUCCGUCACAAAACCGGCGUUUUCGUAUCUCCGACCACGAUCGUCACCUCCGCCGACGUAGUCGGCCGUGUCUUCGCCGAGAAACCGGCCGACAAAUGCUGCGCCGCCGCCGCCGCCCUCCACAGAUCCUACAUCGCACAUAACUUCGCGAUCACUCGCGACACUCACCAACCUCUGAGGACGAAUGUCCUGGCGGUGUGCUUCUCCCACGACGUCGCCGUACUGGAGGUGGUGGACGUGCCGCCGGAGGGGACCUGGUUCACACCGUGCUCGAUCGCGAAGUCUCCGCCGGAGAAGGGCGGUGUUGUGAUGGGGGUGGUGCAUCUGGCUGACAUGCAGUUCGGAAUGAUGCCAGGGCACGUGAGGGCCGUGGGCGAGAAAACCGUCAAAAGCAAGGCGCCGUGGCCGCUGGACGACGGAUCCGGAUGGGUGGAGUUCGACAGCCGCCAGUUCAACGGCGGAUAUCCUCGCUCGUGGAGUGAUUUGUUCACAAGUAAAGAAGCGAUUACCGGUAUAAGGCCUCCCUUUACCGGGAGCCCUUUGUUCAACGGCGACGGAGAGUUCUUCGGCGUCGCGUCUUGGGGUGUGACCGAGAAGGGUACCCAACAUUCGGUGACUUAUGGUGCGUCUCUUUUGCAAAUCAUGGCUGCUUUGGAGUAUGCCAAGAACAAAAAACCCGACGAUCCGAUUGUCAUGGAUACUUGGAUCCAAGGGUGAUUAAUUGAUAAUUAAGGUAAUUAGAUCAACCAAGUUUCUUGUGAAGAAGUGGUGUUUGUUGGCUUUGUUGCAUGCACG
This is a messenger RNA of Erythranthe guttata (spotted monkey flower), 1001 nucleotides long. RefSeq lists its product as uncharacterized. Lineage: Eukaryota; Viridiplantae; Streptophyta; Magnoliopsida; Lamiales; Phrymaceae. The record is from RefSeq and is a predicted model, not a curated record.